AUGCGCUCCAGCCAUCGGAGGUGUGAAGAAAUCCCAUUGUUUCGGGGCAAAAGCCGUGGCUUUGGGAUAAAUCGGAAAGAUUUCAAGAUUGAUCUUCUGGCUCUAGAAAAGUGUUGUUGUAGCCCUCCAGAGGCAACCGAGGCUUAUCUUAUGGGUCUCUUCAAAGACACAAAUCUUUUUACUAUUCAUGCUAUGAUGGUUACAAUCAUGCCUAAGGAUAUUCGAUUGGUUGGAAGGAUUAGGAGUGAAAGUGGCCUAAAUGAUAAUGGGUUUGCUUGUACUCGUCCGGGUAGAUUAAGAUCUUUAUGUUUUUAG
Dovyalis caffra is the source of this 315-nucleotide messenger RNA. Lineage: Eukaryota; Viridiplantae; Streptophyta; Magnoliopsida; Malpighiales; Salicaceae. The record is from the annotation of a GenBank genome assembly.